UAUAUAACAAAAUUGUUUACACAUUUACUUAAAUGGUUGACAAAAUUAAUAGUUUUUAGUGUAAAGUUUAACAUAAAAAAAUGAGUUCCUCUUUAUUAGCAAUAAUUAAAAUAAUUGUCGCUAUAAUUGCGAUUAUACUACUGGUUAAUGGCGGCUACGAGUGCCGGCCGUUUACAUAUAUAAUCCCAUCACCGUAUGGCACACAAAUUGUUAGCCAUGGUCUCGGUAUUGAUGGUUCACAUUUCGUGGCGUCCAAUGGUCCGGGAUAUGCCUAUAAUAGUUACGUGUCAUCCAGUCCAAACAAUGACUAUCACUAUAAUGCAAUGUCUAGCGGAACGGGAUUUGUAGCGCCGGGAUCAAAUUAUUUUGGUGGUAUGAAUAUGGGCAUGGGUAUGGGUAUGGGUAUGGGCACCGGUAUGAUGCCAAUGAUAAAACCAAUGCAACCAAUGAAGUGGUGGCCAUCCAUUUUUGGUAACAGCCAUCAUAGUGGUGGUCACGAACAUCAACAGGAAAUGGGAACUGGAUUUAAAUGGUGGCCAUCAAUUUUUGGCAAUGAUGAUUAAUUUUUAUUAAUAUAUAGCUAUUUAAUUUUAAUAAUUAUUUU
This is a messenger RNA of Oppia nitens, 604 nucleotides long. RefSeq lists its product as uncharacterized. The record is from RefSeq and is a predicted model, not a curated record. The coding region runs from base 81 to 563 and encodes 160 amino acids. The transcript has 2 exons. Lineage: Eukaryota; Metazoa; Arthropoda; Arachnida; Sarcoptiformes; Oppiidae.